Penicillium paradoxum is the source of this 1023-nucleotide messenger RNA. RefSeq lists its product as uncharacterized. The transcript is spliced from 3 exons. The coding region runs from base 1 to 1023 and encodes 340 amino acids. The record is from RefSeq and is a predicted model, not a curated record. Lineage: Eukaryota; Fungi; Ascomycota; Eurotiomycetes; Eurotiales; Aspergillaceae. Gene Ontology annotation, biological process: mitochondrial fission. Gene Ontology annotation, cellular component: mitochondrion.
AUGGUCUGGGGCGGUCGUCAACAGGAUGAACCCCAACCACCCCCGCAGGAGUUACUGGAUAAGCCUGUAGUUCGCGGGAAGCUCCCCGCCAAAUUGCAACUGCUGGUCGAUCGUGAGGAUGAUUAUUACGAUGACCUCUAUUCUCAAUACUCGGUCGACUCGACAGAAACACCUUACCGUUAUGCUGCGUACGCCAACCGUAUCCGCACAAUCCUCAUCUCCGCUCAUCGCUAUGUCGCCUACACUUCAGACAUUGGCGAGUCCUUCCGUCCGAUUGCACACCCAUGGCUUGUGCGAUCAGCCUACGGUAUCUCCUGGGCAUACCUGCUAGGCGAUGUUGGUCACGAAGGCUACAAGGCCUACCUCCGGAAUUGGAAGGCACUGGCUCCCACUGGCGAAGCAUACAAGGAUGCUAGCCAGCCCUCGCAGGACCAGAUUAUCAGGGGUAUGGCGACAGGCAAUAUGACUAUCGGCAACUCAGCCGAGUCCAAGGAUGCGCCUGCAAAUUGGUCGACCCCGGAGAUCCCACUUGCGGAGGAUUACCGCCUGGUCAUGGCCAAACGGGCGGUGUUCCAAAGUAUUGCUAGCAUGGGAUUGCCUGCAUUCACAAUCCACAGUGUCGUCCGGUACUCUGGGCAGAUGGUGAAGGGGGUCAAGAUUGCGUUUAUUCGUACCUGGACGCCGAUCGGGCUCGGUCUUGCUGUUGUCCCCUUCCUUCCCUAUCUCUUCGAUCACCCCGUUGAUGAAGCCGUUGAAUGGGCCUUCCGUACUGGUCUUCGCGCUUACGCCGGCGAAGCAGCUGUCCGCCCACUGCCAGGCAAAAGCCUUCCUCCCCUGGAAGAAGAGGAAGUUCGUGCUGCUGCUGCGGCCAAUAUCUCCUGGGAAGAGUACAAGGCUGAGCGAUCACGGGCCCGUGAGCUUCGUCGCCAGGCAAGCGAGAAGACCGGCGGUGGUGGCAUCGCAUCGCUGACGAGCUGGUUUGGAGCCUCUGACUCGGACUCGGACAAGAAAAAGAAGGAAUAA